Messenger RNA from Dacryopinax primogenitus, 1899 nucleotides. RefSeq lists its product as uncharacterized. The record is from RefSeq and is a predicted model, not a curated record. Gene Ontology annotation, cellular component: peroxisomal membrane. Gene Ontology annotation, molecular function: protein-macromolecule adaptor activity. The transcript has 7 exons. Gene Ontology annotation, biological process: protein import into peroxisome membrane. Lineage: Eukaryota; Fungi; Basidiomycota; Dacrymycetes; Dacrymycetales; Dacrymycetaceae. Bases 1 to 1899 code for a protein of 632 amino acids.
AUGUUCACGAAAAUAAAGAACUAUGUGUAUGAGAGGCGGAAUGCUAUUGGUGCGGUUGCCGGAGUGGCGGCAGGCGUCUAUGUUGUGAAGGAGUAUAUAAGCGACAGGCUUGCUGAACUGAGAGAAGGGGUGAUGGAAGAUAUGGAGGCGAAAAACAAUUUACGAAAACGAUUCGAACAGAAUCAGGACGACUGUGCAUUUAUCGUCGAAGCGCUUCUCCCGACAUUUGCUACAGACAUACUACGAGAAAUGGAUGUUGAGCGCAUAACCCAACAGCUCAGCUCUAUGAGAGACUCUUCCCGACUCAGCAUGGAAAGUUCUGUCUCUGUCUCCUCUGUUGGUCCUUCAUCACAAGGCUCCCCUACAAGUCCCACCUCUCUGCCUGAGCGGGGUCGACCACGCCAGCCUCAGCCGGCGGUGGACACUACUAUCAUGGCACCUAUAAUGCCUGUUUUGUCCGGUGCUACACCAGCGGGCGAGCAUCCGCCUGUCCUGCUUGAGCAGAGUUAUGCCAGCGUCACCACAACGACGACCGAAAGUGGAGAGAGCUGGGUGCAGCAGUUCGAGGCAUCACGUGUGGUUGACCCUGGAAGGCCAGAGGGGCCUGAAAGGAACUCCAGUUUGAGCGUUAGGGGACACAGCCCGCCUUAUUCCUCAAGCGCGGACCACAGCGGGGAGGAGGGAAGCGUCAUGACAGGGAGCAUGAUCAGUGCGGGAGGGAGCGAAGGGGAGGUAUCAGGUGUGUUUAUCCCGAGUGUGACGGUCGAGAGCAGCGACGAGGCUAGCGGGACGGAGAGUAGACCACCCGUGAGAAGACAGACGAAGGCAGAACUGUGGAACGAGAUGAAGGUGUUGACCUUUACUAGACUACUCACGAUCAUCUAUACGACCUCCCUGCUGACGCUUCUUUCCCGUGUUCAGCUCAACGUCCUCGGUCGACAGAAAUAUGUUGAUCAUAUCAUUCAGCUCGAAGCGGAGUCACGUGCUACUGGCCGUGAUCCAAUCAUGGAGCUGCUAUAUGCAUGGAUGUACGGCGACGAGUCGCAGCUAUGGCCGGAGCAGUGGGAGAAGGAAGGCGUUGACAGGGAAUGGAUGACCCCUGAACUUGAAAGACGAUAUCUCACCUUCUCUUGGUGGCUGUUGCACGUUGGGUGGAAGGAGGUUGGGGAAAGGGUGCGAAAAGCGGUCGAGGCCGUUUUCGAACCGGUUUCACCCCGACAACGGCUGCGACCGGAAGAGGUGGAGAGACUCAUAGAGGAAGUGCGGAAACGCGUCGAAUUCGAUGCAGAAGAACGGACGAAACGAGUAAAUUUCCUAAGUAUUCUGCUGCCCUCCACUGCGGCAGAUGCAUCCUACGUGCUGUCUCAAAAUGGGCUCUCACCACCCGAGCUGGAACCCUAUCUACAGCAUCUCCUUACCGAGACGGCAUCCCUGCUUGCCACGUCCGACAUGGAUACUGUUCUUGGAGAGUGUUUUGAUUGUGCGACCAGGGCGUGCUUCUCCGCAUUAGAGCCUAGGCUUAGGCGUGCCGAUGCGGGGAAAGGUGGGGCAGAGGGGGCGCGACUGGCGAGCGUUUUGCCGGUGGUAAGUAAAUGGGCGCAGGAGGAGGUGUUCGUGCUGCCGAAUCUAUUCGUGCAGGCAAUAAAUGGGGUGAGGGAGCUCGAGGGCGUCGCGGCUAUCAUCUGGGCGGGGUGCGAAGAUAGCGAAAGUUGCGGAGUGCGGAGAGACGCGCCCCUUUCGGCGGAACAGGGUUGUGGGUUGGUGCCUUAUCACAGACCCCCAGAGUCGGGAAUGACAUAUCGGCUCAGGGUUUCUGGGGCCAAAGGGUUCCCGACCGCCGGGUCGAGUCGGGAGCGAAUGGAAUGCGCCGAGGCGAAUGCCGAUCGACGAUCGUUGUGA